This is a messenger RNA of Gorilla gorilla gorilla (western lowland gorilla), 984 nucleotides long. RefSeq names its product cilia and flagella associated protein 141 (gene CFAP141). The transcript has 4 exons. The record is from RefSeq and is a predicted model, not a curated record. Bases 352 to 642 code for a protein of 96 amino acids. Lineage: Eukaryota; Metazoa; Chordata; Mammalia; Primates; Hominidae.
AGGGCAUGAGGAUUUGCCUCCAGAGAAUUGGUAGGACUGUGUGCAUACCCUGGACCUACGACCAUACAGAUACUCCUUGGGACCCUAGCACAAGAAAUCCUAAAAUCAGGACUUUGGCCCUUGCUCAUAGAUCCCUGUGUCACCAACAGAAGGCUGCAGAACAAGGAUUCUCUCAAGGUUUCUGGGGCAACAGGCCAGGUGGCCAAUCAACUCCAAGGCCCAGGGUUAUUGUUGGAGGUGUAAAUGUUACUAUGACUACUGAAACCUUGGUUACUGAACUAAACAGAAAGAAGAGCCUGUCAGUCUCCUCAGACUGUAUCAAGCAAAUCUAUAGACACGUCUGUGAAAAAGAUGACAAAAGUAGAAGAGAGUUUUCAAAAGGCCAUGGGACUUCAGAAGACGGUUGACAGGUGGCGAAAUUCACAUACUCACUGUCUGUGGCAAAUGACAUUGGGCCAGAGAAGAAACCCAUAUGCCACCCUAAGGAUGCAGGACACCAUGGUACAGGAAUUGGCACUGGCCAAAAAGCAACUACUAAUGGUCCGUCAAGCUGCCCUGCACCAGUUGUUUGAAAAGGAGCAUCAGCAAUACCAGCAGGAACUAAAUCAGAUGGGCAAAGCUUUUUAUGUAGAGAGAUUCUGAUGGCAUCCAAAACACUGCUCUUCCAUUCUCAACAUGCCUGCUAACCUAGCCUUCUAGAACCUCUACCACCUUGAACCUCCUUCCCAAAACAUAUCUGGAUCUUGCUAUCUGCCAGGGACUUAAGACAGCACUUCCACUCUCACUUCUCCACUCUCUCGUUAAUCCUUUGCCGCUAUUUGGGAAACAAUCUAUGAAACAACAGUAACAACAAGAGUGACGCCUUGUGGUCAUAGUGGGAUUUACUAUGUUGAUGUAAGGGGGCAGGGGUGGGGAGGAGUGGACAAUGAGAGUUGAGAAUCCUGAUUUGGUAUAACAAAUAAAUUUACUUCCUAAAGGCUCAAA